AUCAAAUCCACAUAAUAGAUAACACAAAACUGCACCGACCAAAAAAUGUUACGUCACGAUAGUCACUAUGAUUUAUGAUAGAUGUUUGUAGUAGUUACAUUAGGUAACACAAUGCAGCAAGCGAGAGAUGAGAAACAACUUGAAUCAGCUCUGGACGCUAUAAUACAACGAGUAAAUGAUUUAAAAACAUCUAUCUCAUCCAUGAUUUAUAAAAUUGAGAAUGAGUAUGAAACUCUUAGCUGGCCUACGUUUCUAGACAAUUUUGCUUUAAUUUCAGGCCAGCUUACGUCUCUUUCCAAAUUAUUAAGUCAUGAUAAAUGCCCAACAUUGAGGAAUUUAACUGUGUUACCAUUGUUAUUAUCACCUGAAAGGGACGAUCAACUGGCACAGUUAACUGAAGGUAGAGUUACCACUUUUGCUCAUGACUUGGUACCUGAUUAUUUAAGAACGAAGUUGGAACCAUCAGCUGAAAGUAAAAUGUUAAAUUUAGAACAUAAAGCUGCAACACUGGCAUAUGAAAAUGCACAGAAACAAGUAGCUGCUUAUCAGAAAGUUGUUUCGCAUGUUUGGGAUAUUGUAAACAAAGCAAGAGAAGAAUGGGAAGUUGAAUCAUCAGCAAGAGGAAGUACACAACAAAAUUCUAGUGUUGCUGAUACACAUUUAUUGGUUGCUGCUGUGGGUAUGGGAAAAGGUCUCAAGAUGGUGAAUAAUCCUAAUAACCAAACUAAUCAAGGAAAUAGUAUGAUUGUUGGCUCUCAAGGACCGGGCCGUCCUAGUGGUCCACCAGGACAAAGUAAUUUACCACCUUCUACACAGCCAAUGACUAUGAAUAAAGCUCCUUCUGCGAUUAAAACAAAUAUCAAGAGUGCUACUCAAAUUCAUCCCUAUGGACGGUAGAUGACAAUUAGUAGUUUUAGUAGAGUAUGUAAAAUAUUGUUUGUAUUGGGGACAUUUUUAUAAUUUUAUAAUCAUUUUUUCCUUUUAAAUAAAAUACGUGUACAGUACACUUAUAGGUAACGUUAAUUAGACAUUAAAAAAAUGAAUUCGGUUGAUUGUAUUCGUUAGCAAGC
Molecule: messenger RNA, 1070 nt
Organism: Agrilus planipennis (emerald ash borer)
Lineage: Eukaryota; Metazoa; Arthropoda; Insecta; Coleoptera; Buprestidae
Gene: MED8
Product: mediator of RNA polymerase II transcription subunit 8
Exons: 5
Coding region: 82-897 (271 amino acids)
Biological process (GO): regulation of transcription by RNA polymerase II
Cellular component (GO): mediator complex; core mediator complex
Molecular function (GO): transcription coregulator activity; RNA polymerase II cis-regulatory region sequence-specific DNA binding
Source: RefSeq, a predicted model, not a curated record